Molecule: messenger RNA, 5178 nt
Organism: Halteromyces radiatus
Lineage: Eukaryota; Fungi; Mucoromycota; Mucoromycetes; Mucorales; Cunninghamellaceae
Product: P-loop containing nucleoside triphosphate hydrolase protein
Exons: 18
Coding region: 174-5030 (1618 amino acids)
Biological process (GO): actin filament organization; vesicle transport along actin filament
Cellular component (GO): cytoplasm; myosin complex; vesicle
Molecular function (GO): microfilament motor activity; actin filament binding; ATP binding
Source: RefSeq, a predicted model, not a curated record
UUUUUUUCUUUUCUUUUUUUACUUAGUUCUUUAUCUUCAUCUUGAUCGUUUUACCGCGUAGAAAAAGGUUGUUAUUUACUUUUAUAUUCAACCUUUUAAAAAUAUAGUAUUAUACAAGUCUUAUUUUAUACAUAUAAACAUAUAACUUACAAACAUUUAGUCUUAUUUUACACAUGUCUCUUACGGCGGCUUCCCAAGCAGUCGAUGUUUAUACCAAGGGAACAAAGGCGUGGUUUACUGACGAAAAACUAGCCUGGGUUUCUGCUACUUGUAUAUUGAAUGAAACUUCUGGUGAUACUGUGAAACUUAUAUUCGAAGGUGAUGCCGAUCAAAAGGAAUAUGUAUUUGAAUCUACUCUAUCCGAUAUUCAAAAGAAUGAUGGUGCCAAUUUGCCUCCUCUUCGAAAUCCUCCCAAAUUAGAAUUCAAUGAUGAUCUUACCAAUUUAAGUUACUUGAAUGAACCUGGAGUACUCAAUACUAUUCGAACACGAUAUAUGCAACGAUUGAUUUAUACUUAUUCUGGGAUUGUUUUAAUUGCUAUGAAUCCAUUUGAUCGUGUGGCUCUGUAUGAUCCUGAUAUCGUACAACAAUAUUCUGGAAAAAGACGUGGUGAAUUGGAACCUCAUUUAUUUGCCAUUGCUGAAGAUGCCUAUCGAUGUAUGAUUAGAGAACAAUCAAAUCAAACCAUUGUGGUCUCUGGUGAAAGUGGUGCUGGUAAAACUGUUAGUGCAAAGUAUAUUAUGCGUUAUUUUGCAACUGCUGAUGAUCAAGAAUCUACUGGGAAACGUAAAAAGACGGAUGGCUCAAUGACUGAAGUGGAAGAACAAAUUUUGGCAACAAAUCCUAUUAUGGAAGCGUUUGGGAAUGCGAAAACGACACGAAAUGACAACAGUUCUCGGUUUGGCAAGUACAUUGAAAUUCAAUUUGAUGAUGGAGCCAACAUUAUUGGUGCAAAAAUUAGAACAUACCUUUUGGAACGUUCAAGAUUGAUCUUUCAACCUGAAACGGAACGUAACUACCAUAUCUUUUACCAGUUAUGUGCAGGUGCGCCAUCAUCAGAAAAAAAGAAAUUUGAACUGGGUACAUAUAGCGACUUUCACUAUCUCAAUCAAAGUGGAACUGGUACAAUUCCUGGUGUCAAUGAUGCAGAUGAAUUUGAAGUUACUCAAAAGGCUUUAUCAACUGUGGGUCUCUCAGUGGAAUUACAAUGGAAGAUCUUUCAAAUCUUGGCUGCUUUGCUUCAUGUGGGAAACAUUCAAAUUACUGGUCGUGGGGAUGCAAUGUUGAUGGAAAAUGAUCCUGCUUUAUUAACAGCCACUCGAUUACUUGGUAUUAAGACAACUGAAUUCAGAAAAUGGAUCGUACGAAAACAAAUCGUUACUCGCUCCGAAAAGAUCGUCACUAACCUUAAUCCGGCUCAAGCAACUGUUGUCAAAGAUUCUGUGGCCAAAUAUGUGUAUUCCAAUCUAUUCGACUGGCUGGUUGGUGUGACAAACGAUAGUUUAUCUUGUGGUGAUCCCAAUUUGGUUGCUACUUUUAUUGGUGUACUUGAUAUUUAUGGUUUUGAACAUUUCAAGAAAAAUUCCUUUGAACAAUUCUGUAUCAAUUAUGCAAAUGAAAAGCUGCAACAACAGUUCAAUCAACAUGUAUUCAAGUUGGAACAAGAGGAAUACGUUCGUGAACAAAUCAAUUGGACUUUUAUUGAAUUUAGUGACAAUCAAAAGUGUAUUGAAUUGAUUGAAGGGAAAUUGGGGAUUUUGUCUUUAUUGGAUGAAGAAUCUCGUUUGCCUGCUGGUUCUGAUCAAGGUUUCUCUCAAAAACUUUACACCAACUUUGACAAACCAGAAUUCAAGAGUCACUUCAAGAAACCUCGGUUCUCCAACAAUGCAUUCACUAUUGCCCAUUAUGCUCAUGAUGUACAAUAUGAAGCUGAAAACUUUUUGGACAAGAAUAAGGAUUCAGUACCUGAUGAACAUAUGUCAUUACUGCAAGCAACAGAAUUUGACUUUUUGAAGGAAGUAUUAGACAAGGCUGCAAGCAACAAUCCUGCACCUACUCCUCAAGCCAAUAAGCGUAUGAGUAUGAUUGCAAGAAAACCUACUCUAGGCUCGAUUUUCAAGUUAUCUUUGAUCAAUCUCAUGGAUACUAUUGGCGGAACAAAUGUACAUUACAUCCGAUGUAUCAAACCCAACGAAGCAAAGGUCGCAUGGGAAUUUGAACCCAAUAUGGUGUUAUCUCAAUUACGUGCUUGUGGUGUGUUGGAAACCAUCCGAAUUAGUUGUGCUGGUUAUCCUUCAAGAUGGACUUUUGAAGAAUUUGCUGAUCGUUAUUAUGCUUUAGUUCCUUCCAAACAUUGGGAUACUAAAUCAUCAUCACCUGAUGUUCGUACUCUAUGCUCUACCAUUCUCGAUAAGUCUAUUCAAGAAGAAGACAAAUAUCAAGUGGGUACAACAAAGAUAUUCUUCCGAGCUGGUCAGCUUGCCUAUCUUGAAAAAUUACGUUCUGACCGGUAUGAUGAAUGUGCUACAUUACUUCAAAAACAUAUGCGUCGCUUCGUCUACCGUACUCGAUAUAUGCGUAUGCGUGAUCUUGUUCUCCGUCUGCAAUGUAUUGCUCGAAGCAAAUUAGCCCAAGCUCAACUGAAGUCUCUCCAAGAAGAACAUGCCGCUAUCACUGUACAAAAACACUGGCGACGUUAUACUGCUCGAAAGGAAUUUUUGGCAAAGAAGACAUUUGUAUUCAAACUUCAAACAGCCAUCCGUGGACAUAUCGCAAGACGGGACUUCUCUAGUGUCAAAGAAAACCAGGCUGCUAUACAGAUUCAAUGCGCUGUUCGAGGAUGGUUUGCUCGUCGUUACGUCAAGACUCAGCUGGGAUAUGUAACUCUACUUCAGUCAUGCAUCCGAAGACGCGUGGCUCAAAAACAAUUGAUGGAUCUACGAAAAGAAGCAAGAUCUGUUAGUCACUUCAAAGAAGUUUCUUACAAGUUGGAAAGCAAGGUGGUAGAAUUGACGCAAACGGUGACUGGAUUGACUCGCGACAAGAAAGCUCUGAACGAUCGUACUAUUCAAUUGGAAUCUCAAAUCAAAACUUGGACAGAAAAAUAUGACAAAUUGGACAAAAAGAACAAAGAACUAGAAUCCAAGUUACAGCUACCAACUGUACCUCAACAAGACUGGGAUACAUUACAAGCAGAACGAGAUUCCCUUACAAAGGAGAAUCAAAGUACCUUGACCAAAUUCGAUACCCAAGCACGUGAACUGGCCAAAUUGACAAGUGCUCUUUCAGCUGAGAAGGAAACAAAUGCACAACUUCAAUCUGCUCUUGAAGAAGCACGACAACAGAAUGCUCUUGCUGUGGAUGAAACUGAAGUGGCUGAACUCAAGAAUCAAAUUGCUGGACUUAAAGCCCAAUUAGCUCAAAUGAUGAAUGCUCCUCGUCGUCAACAAUCGAACAACAAUAUCCGUGGUCUUUCACCUGCAGGAGGAUACCGUGAUACAUCUGCCUCUCCUGGACCUCGAAAUAUGUCUGCUUCUCCUAUGAAACCUUUGGAUGCAAAAGAACAUACUGAACGUCAACGUAGUCGAUCUCCUCAUGGACUUGUGAAUCGCAAAGCUCGUCGUAAUAGUGCUGCAGACGUGGCUGAUACUCGACCCAAAACGUCUAUUGACAAUGUACGAAAGGCAGAACAAUUAUCCAAAAAUCCUCGUCCCACUUCUUUGGCAUUCUUUGGCUCUUUGCUAGGCAACAAAGCUGGUGGAACUUUGGAAGGACUUGAUGGUGAUCCAGAAGAAGCGAUUCACAACAUUUUACGGGACGAAGAAGCUUUACAUGACGAAGUACUGGAAGGAUUGAUUAAAACUCUCAAAAUGCCAUUACCAAAUAUGCAAAACCCACCUUCUCAAAAAGAAGUAGUUUUCCCAGCUCAUGUGAUUGGUAUCAUUGUGAUAGAAAUGUGGAAACUUGGUUAUAUUGAAGAAUCUGAACGUCUAUUGUUUUCGGUGAUGGAUACCAUACAAAAGCAAUGUCUGGGUUUUACUGGUGAAGAAGCUACAGUACCAUGUGCAUUCUGGUUGACGAAUAUUCAUGAAUUGUUAUCUUUGGUGUGUCGGGCAGAACAGGAUUUGGAACGUGAUUUACAUGGUAAUUCUAGUUGGCAUGAAUUUGAAAAGUUGAUGGCAACAAUCAAGUUUGAAAUGCAAUGUCUUGAAGACAAUAUUUUCCAUGCCUGGAUGAAGGAAGCUAAGAAACGUCUUUCCAAGAUGGUUGUUCCCUCUGUGAUCGAAAAUCAAUCUCUACCUGGAUUUGUAACUGCUGACAAUGGUAGAUUCUUCAACAAGUUUUUAACUGGAUCCUCUCAACCAAGCUUUUCAAUGGAUGAACUCCUACACUUUUUGAACAAGCUCUAUCGUACAAUGAAAUGCUACUAUUUGGAACAAUCAGUAGCAACUCAAAUUUUGACAGAAAUUCUCAAGAUGAUUGGUGUCUCUGCCUUUAAUGACUUAUUGAUGAGAAAGAAUUUUGCUUCCUGGAAACGAGCCAUGCAAAUCCAAUACAACAUCACUCGAAUUGAAGAAUGGUGCAAGAGUCAUGAUAUUCCUGAAGGUACUCUCCAAUUAGAACAUUUGAUGCAAUCAACAAAAUUGUUACAAUUCAAAAAGAACACUUUGGAAGAUAUUGACAACAUAUACGAUGUAUGUUGGAUUCUUUCCCCUACACAAAUUCAGAAACUGAUAUCAAAUUACCUUGUUGCGGAUUAUGAAAAUCCUAUUAGUCCCGAUAUAUUGAAAGCUGUUGCUGAUCAUAUUGUCAGUGGUGAUCAAAGUGAUGUAUUAUUAUUAGAUUCUGUUGCCAUUGAUGAUACGACCAAUCCCUUCGAGAUACCAAUUCCUCGCCAUACAAAACCUCAGAAAUAUUUACCAGCUUGGCUCAAUUUACCACGACUUCGACGAUUAACCAUUCUACUUGAUACAACUCCUCAAAAAGAUACUGACAACAAAGAACAAGGUGUUGAAACUACGAUGGUCUAAGUAUGAAAUUCAUAGUAUACAUAUAAAUAAAUAUAUAUAUUAGUUAGUUAGUUAGUUAUUAGUCUCUUUGUAUUCAUUUUUAUCAAUUAGACAUUCUAUUAUUCUCUUAAUAAAAAAAAAGAAAAGGAAAGACGUUUUUUGAGCUUUU